Messenger RNA from Oryctolagus cuniculus (rabbit), 3789 nucleotides. RefSeq names its product LDL receptor related protein 11 (gene LRP11). Gene Ontology annotation, molecular function: protein binding. NCBI's taxonomy places the organism in Eukaryota, Metazoa, Chordata, Mammalia, Lagomorpha, Leporidae. The record is from RefSeq and is a predicted model, not a curated record.
CGCCGCGGCCGCUGUCCUCCAGCCCGGUGCUGAUCCGCGCCGAGGCCACCUCGCCGCCGCGCCGGUCUCCGCGGUCGGGGCCCCCGCCAGCCUCCCGGAGGGGCGACGCCAGGCAGGCCGGGCCCGUUAUGCCUCCCGCUGCUCCCGGCGCCCGUGCGCCCGCCUCGUCGGGGCCGCAGCCGGGCCCCGGGGGCGCCGCGCUCUGAGGCCGGGGCCUAGCGCGCUCGGCGGCCCGCGCUCGCCGGCUCCCGCGCCUCCCUCGCGCUCUCGGCCGCGCCUCGGCUCCUCCCUCAGCUGCCGGCCGCCAUGGCCUUCGCCGCCCGGGAGGGCGCAGGCUCGCGGCGCCGGCUGCCGCCGCGGCACCGGGCGUUGCGCGGGCUGCUGCUUCUCUGCCUGUGGUUGGCGAGCGGCCGCGCGGCCGGGCCUCCCGGGGCGCCACGGUCGGAUCUGCACGCGCAGCUCUCGGGCGUGGAGCAGCUGCUGGAAGAGUUCCGCCGGCAGCUCCAGCAGGAGCGGCCGCAAGAGGAGCUGGAGCUGGAGCUGCGCGCCGGCGGCGGCCCCCGGGAGGGCUGCCCGGGCCCGGGUGGCGGCGGCUACAGUGCCAUGCCGGACGCCAUCAUCCGCACCAAGGACUCCAUCGCGGCGGGCGCCAGCUUCCUGAGCGCGCCGGCGACCGUGCGGGACUGGCGGCAGUGCGUGGCCGCCUGCUGCUCCGAGCCGCGCUGCUCCGUGGCGGUGGUGGAGUUGCCGCGGCGGCCCGCGCCCCCUGCCGCCGCGCUCGGCUGCUACCUCUUCAACUGCACGGUGCGCGGCCGCAGCGUCUGCAAGUUCGCGCUGCACCGCGGCUACAGCAGCUACAGCCUCAGCCGCGUCGCGGCGCCGGACGCUGCGUGGGCCUCGCCCGGACCAGAAAAGGACGAGCCUCCACAAAGCAAAGCUGGACAGAAUGUGGUCUUGCAUCUACCCACAGACGAGGUAACUUUGGAUGGCCGUGAGAGCACAGAUGACCACGCCAUUGUCCAGUAUGAGUGGACACUGCUGCAAGGGGACCCGGCAGUGGACAUGAAGGUGCCUCAGUCAGGAACCCUGAAGCUGGCCCACCUUCAGGAAGGAACAUACACCUUCCAGCUGACUGUGACCGACACUGCCGGUCAGAGAGCCUCCGACAACGUGUCAGUCACGGUGCUUCCCAUGGCCCACUCCACAGAAGGGUGCCUGGGUGCUUGCUCGCGCUACCACUUCUUCUGUGACGAUGGCUGCUGCAUCGACAUCACUCUGGCUUGUGACGGCGUGCAGCAGUGUCCCGACGGCUCUGAUGAAGCCUUCUGUCAGAACUUGGGCCUAGACCGGAAGAUGGUGACCCACGCGGCAACAAGUCCUGCCCAGCCGAGGACGACAGCACUGAGUGAAGACACAGGGGGUGUCUCCUUGUUGGAGAAGUCUCAGGAGGCCACAGCCGCAGACCAGCCAGCUCCCUUGGCAAACCCAGAGAAGAGGAAUCACUCAGCCUCUGCAGGGACGGGGAGCCAGGUCGUCCCUGUGAUGCCAGACAGGAGUUCUUCAGGGAAGAAGAGAAAAGAGGAGAACUAUAUUUUUGAGUCAAAGAGCAGUCGAGGAGAACACCCGGCCCCAGAAACAGAGCGUCUGUCAGCAGCUGUGGAGUCCAUCAGUCUCCACCCAAACUCCCGGGGAGAAAAUCCACCACCUGGAAGUACCCUCCUGCUACCUUGCGGCUGAUUUCACAGGCAGUGCUAGCAGCUCCCCCAGACACCACGCGCUGGGCCAGUGUGGCACUGGACCAGCAGCUGUCAGUGAGAGGAGGAGGAGAGGAAGGAGUAGUUUCACACAGUCUAUCAACUGUACCUCAAUGUCAUAAAAGUGAAAAUAAAUGGAAGACAAUUACUUCGAAAAGCCUAAAUGCCUCACAUUUGAGGGUAAUCUGAGUGCCAAAAACAUCAUUAAACACUCAACUACUUUAUGGAUAAAGAAACAUAAUAUUUGUAAUUUAAAAAUAUUACUUAUAUGUAUAUAUGGAGUGAGAAAGCAAAUGUGAAAAAAUGUUAAUAAUUGGUGACUCUGGAUGAAGAAACUUAAGAAUUAUUCCUUGUACUAUUAUAGCAAGAAAUUGUCUAAUAAAAAAUAAAAUUUAAAAUUUUUGGGCCAGUGCUGUGGCACAGUGGGUAAAGCCUCAGCCUGUGGCACCAGAACCCCACAUGGGCACCGGUUCAUGUCCUGGCUGCUCUACUUCUGAUCCAGCUCCCUGCUGAUGCGCCUGGGAAAGCAGCAGAAGAUGAGCCAAGUGCUUGGGUCCCUGCACCCACGUGAGAGACCUGGAGGAAGUUCCUGGCUCCUGGCUUCGGAUCAACCCAGAUCUGGCCAUUGCAGCCAUUUGGGGGAAUGAACCAUGCAUGGAUGGAAAAUCUGUCUGCCCCCCUGCUUGUGGCUCUGCCUUUCAAAUAAAUAAUUCAUUUAAAAAAGUGUUGAAGUUAUUAAAUUUGAAAGGAAGGUGAAAUCAAGAGCUUCUAUUCCAUAGGAACCUGGUGGAUCAAGCAAUUACCAGACAAUCUGUCUUUUAGAAAGUCAACUUCCAGCCGGCGCUGUGGCUCAGUAGGCUAAUCCUCUGCCUUAUGGCGCUGGCACACCGGGUUCUAGUCCCGGUUGGGGCACCGGAUUCUGUCCCAGUUGCCCCCCUUCCAGACCAGCUCUCUGCUGUGGCCCGGGAGUGCAGUGGAGGAUGGCCCAGGUGCUUGGGCCCUGCACCCCAUGGGAGACCAGGAUAAGCACCUGGCUCCUGGCUUCGGAUCAGCGCGGUGCGCCGGCCGCAGCACGCUGGCCGUGGUGGCCAUUGGAGGGCGAACCAACGGCAAAGGAAGACCUUUCUCUCUGUCUCUCUCUCACUGUCCACUCUGUCCAAAAAAAAAAAAAAAAAGAUUCUAGGCCGGCGCUGUGGCUCACUAGGCUAAUCCUCCGCCUUGCGGCACCGGCACACCAGGUUCUAGUCCCUGUCGGGGCUCCGGAUUCUGUCCCGGUUGCCCCUCUUCCAGGCCAGCUCUCUGCUGUGGCCAGGGAGUGCAGUGGAGGAUGGCCCAAGUGCUUGGGCCCUGCACCCCAUGGGAGACCAGGAGAAACACCUGGCUGCUGCCAUCGGAUCAGCGCGGUGCGCCGGCCGCAGCACGCUGGUCGCGGCGGCCAUUGGAGGGUGAACCAACGGCAAAAGAAGACCUUUCUCUCUGUCUCUCUCUCUCACUGUCCACUCUGCCUGUCAAAAAAAAAAAAAGUCAACUUCAUAAAUUGGGCAAGAAAACAUUUUAAAAAUUACCUAUACCAUAAGCUGCUUUACCAUAUAGUGUUAGGUUUAUUUAUUGAUUUGAAAGGCAGAGUUACAGACAAGGGGAGAGACAGACAGACAGACAGAACCUAAUACAACUUCGCCACAGCACUGACCCCUGGAUUACCUUUAAGUGAUAGAUCAUCAGUUCUGAUUCUGCUUUAUAAAUUCUUCUAAAUAACAGCAUUAUAAUUCUUACAGAAUAUUUUUUGCUUUAAUUCAUGCAAAUAUUAAAAUAGCCAGUCUAUAGAGUUUACCUGUAAAAUGCUAUAUUCAUAAACUAAAAUAAACAUAAGUAAAAUAAAUAAUUUUCAAGUUAUUCAGUUUUUCCUAAUAUUCAAAUUCUACAAACAUGUAUUUCUUAUCUGAUUUACAUUCACAGGUCAUUUCCAAUGAAUAGUAGUAGGAUAUACAAGUAUGUGCUAAAUAUAUCCAUUAGGUUAGUAACUAUGUAUGUUUAU